AUGAUGGAAACGAAAAAUGAAAUUGCGAUUGUGGGGAUUGGAUGUAAUUUUCCUGGAGGUGAAGGAAUUGAUAAUUUCUGGCGAGUACUAGAAGAAGGCAAAAAUUGUAAUAUAGAAAUACCUCCAGAAAGAUUUGAUAUCAAGGACUGGUAUGAUCUGGACAACACCAAACCAGGGAAAACAAGCACAAGACAUGCAGCUUUCACUAAAGAGUUUAAUACUUUUGACAACAAGCUUUUUGGAAUCAGUGAUGCGGAGGCUGAGCGGAUGGAUCCCCAGCAGAAAUUGCUUCUGGAAUGUACCUAUAGAGCACUGGAAGAUGCCGGAGUUACGAGAGAAAAUAUUACUGGCACCAAAACAGGGGUUUUUGUUGGUAUGAUGAACCGAGACUAUGGGCUUAUAAGCAACAGGGACACCUCUGAAAUAAACCAUUAUGAUGGCACAGGGGCAGCAAUGAGCAUAGCUGCUAACCGGAUUUCAUACACUUUUAAUCUGACAGGGCCAUCCGUCGCUAUUGACACGGCCUGCUCUUCAUUCCAUUAUGCUUUGCACUUUGCCUCACAUGCAAUUAAACAAGGGGAUUGUGAAGCUGCUGUUUGUGGAGGAGUGAACUGCAUCAUAGAUCCACGAAUGUUUGUAACGCUGAGUAAAGCAAAAAUGAUCUCUCCAGAAGGAAUCAGUAAACCCUUCUCUAGAAAAGCAGAUGGCUAUGGAAGAGGAGAAGGUUGUGGGGUUCUGUUCCUGAAAUCAUUGCAGAAGGCACAGGAAGAUUUCAACAGAAUAUGGGGCGUUAUCAGCAUCUGUGCUGUCAACCAGAAUGGAAGGUCUGUCACUCCAAUCACCAAACCAUCUCAACAAGAACAGGAAAACCUGCUACGCAGCAUUUAUCCUUUUCACAUUGAUCCAUCCACUGUGCAGUACAUAGAGGCACAUGGCACAGGAACGGCUGCGGGAGAUCCCACCGAGGCCAAGAGUAUAGGCAACAUCAUUGGUAAAAAGAGGCCUCCUCACCUGCCCGCUCUCAAGAUGGGCUCCGUGAAAGGGAACAUUGGGCACACUGAGUCGGCUGCUGGGGCUGCAGGCUUAAUCAAGGUUCUUCUCAUGAUGCACCAUGGAAAGAUUGUUCCCUCCUUGCACUUUUCGGAGAGCGUCAGCAGCAUCAACACGGAGCAAUUAAACCUCUCCAUUCCAACCAGUGUGGAGAAGUGGGAAGAGUCUAGUGAGCUUGGCAGGGCAGCUGGGGUCAACUGUUUUGGAUUUGGGGGGACUAAUGCCCACGUUGUUGUCAGACAAGUUAAACAAACCCAGGUUCUUUCCCCAAUCAAAAGGCCUGUUGAACUGUUUGUCCUUUCUGCAGCUUCAGGUAAAUCUCUCAGACUGACAAUGGAAGACACUGCUAGGCGUGUGAAUACGAGUGAGUCAGUAACACUCCCAAGCGCAGCCUAUACUUCGGCAUGCAGGAGAAGCCACAUGAACUUCAAAUACAGGAAAGCCUUUGUGGCAUCUUCUCUGCAGCACUUGAAACAGCAGUUUCUCUCUGCAGCUGAAACGGAAAUAGUUCCGUCCAAGAAAGCUCCACAACUGAUUUUUGUCUUCUCUGGGAAUGGUCUGAAUUUGAAAGGGAUAUUCAAAAAUUUGCUGCAAUCGGAACCUGUGUUCAGAGACAAAUGUAAAGAAAUAGAGGGAUUAUUCCAGCAACUCAUUCCUCUUAGUAUCCUAGGACUGGCCGAAAGCGACCGUGAUGAUUUGACAAGGCCCGAAAUAGCCCAGCCCUUACUCUUCACCCUGCAGGUGGCCUUGGCCACACUGCUGCAGCACUGGGGAAUUAAGCCUACUGCAGUUGUUGGCCAUUCAGUUGGUGAGGUUGCUGCCGCCCAUUGCGCUGGCUUUAUUUCCCUGGAAGAUGCUGUCGAGGUCAUCCAUCACAGGAGCAGGUUACAGGCUAAGGUCACCGGAGGCAGAAUGCUGGUUGUCGGUAACAUCCCCGUUCAAGAAGUGUCAGAGGCCAUUGGAGCAUACUCUGGGAAGGUCUGCGUUGCCGCAUUUAAUAGCCCUCAGUCUUGUACCUUGUCAGGAGACGCAGGUUCCAUCAAAGCCAUUCAGAAAGAUCUAGUUGAACGUUUUGGUGGAAGGAAUGCUUUCCUUCAUGUUUUAAAUGUACCAGCUGCAUAUCACAGCCACAUGAUGGAUCCAAUACUACAAGAAUUGGCAGGGAGUCUAUCGGGAUUAAAGAAGUGGAAGCCAGAAAUUGAUCUAAUUUCUACUGUAACAGGGAAGGUGGCUUCAGAAGAUGAUACUGUGUCAGGCAACUACUGGGCCAGACAAGUUCGUGAUCCUGUUUCAUUUGCUCAGGCCAUUAUGUCUUCCGUGAGAGAGAAGCCAAAUGUUGUGUUCAUUGAAAUUGGUCCCCACAGAGCACUGCAGAGAUAUAUCACGGAAACGUUAGGAAAGGAAACUAAAGUUUUUUCUUCCUUGCAAGCUGACAGAGAGUAUGAGGCACUUCUUACACUCGUAAAAGGCCUGUUUGAACUUGGGUUCAAUCCAGAUUGGUCACACCUCUAUGAUGGAUAUCAAAGUGUGCCAGCAAGCUACCCUAGGUACCAGUUUGAUCAGAAAAAGCUGAACUCCCACAUAAAAAAUGUGCUGCAACAACCAAACCACCCUUUAAUUCACAGCAUCAGCUAUGACAAUACAGAAUUCAAGUGUUCCAUAUCUCGGGCACAAACACCGUACGUAUAUGAGCACGAGCACAAUGGUGUUGCUGUAGUUCCUGGUGCCUUUUUUGUUGAACUUGCUUUAGCAGCUGUGAUGACCAGUUCAAGACCAAAACUUCCCUUAUGUUUCUGUCAAAUGAUGAUAAGGUUCAUGGCACCAUGUGUUUUAAGUGAAGAUUCUCAUGAUUUGAAGAUAAAAAUGGAAUGGCAAAAAGCACUGAAUGAUUUCAAAAUACUGUCCCCAUUAGGUGAAGUUUAUGCUUUGGGACAUGUCACAUGGAACCAGAAAAUAUCCCUUGAAGAAAGGAGUAUUUCCUAUAGAGAUAUUUUUCAACGAUGUACAACUUUGGUAAGCAGCAAGGAACUGUAUGAAAUGUUAACUUCCUUCGGAUUCCAGUAUGGUUCAUCAAUGAAGCUGAUGAGUGAUGUAUUUUAUUGUGAAGAACUGAAGGAAGCUAUUACUUUAAUUAAGGUGAACAAACAAACUGCAGUAGAAAUGUACAAGUAUUUUAUCCAUCCAGUUCUCUUAGACUGUUUUCUCCAACUAACAGGGGUGAUUACUACAAAAACUUGCAAAAAUGGUAUAGGAUUUCCUUCUUACAUAAAUAGCCUUGUAAUUGUUAGACCUCUGGAAGAGGAAUUGUUUAUAUAUUUGAAAAUAAGCAAGUCUACCGAGAACUAUAUAGAGUUUUGUGGAUGCUUUACAGAUAAACAUGGUUCCAUCUUAGCUGAGAUAAAAUGUAUUAGGAUUACUCUUAUCAAGAAUUCUUCCCAUAGUGAACAUGACGUGCUGUUUGAAAAUAAAUGGAAGGAAAUACCUCAUUCCCACAUGAUCCAAAACUCAGGAAAUGCACCUAAGUUAGCAGUAUUUGCUGAUAAAAUAGGAGUCUCUCAGCAACUCAAAAAAUACUUACAUAAAGAUUCUAGGUUUUUGGCAUACAAGGACUGGGAGGAAUUGUUGGAAGUCAGAAGCCUGAAAUCACCUGCACAGGAAAAAAUUAAACUGGAACUGCAGAAUUACAAUGAUGUUUUGUUCAUGUGGGGAAUCCACCGAUUAAAUGAAGGAAAUCCAGACUCCCUAGUUGCAGAUUUGUCAAAAUGCUGUGAAGCUCUUCGGCAACUUAUUAUUGUUUUGCGAGAGAAGAACAUUCAUUGUUCCAUCAAGAUAGUCACAUACAGGACUACAGAGAAGUCCGUAGACCACAUUAAUCCUGGCUUUGCUUUGUAUGGCAUGGUGCGAAGCUGUAUGAUUGAAGUUUCCGAAAUCACAUUUCAGAUGAUUGACAUCAGCUCCACAAGCACAAUGGACAUCUCAGCCUUAGCAGACGUUUUAGCAGAAUAUAAACAAAAUUAUCCUGAACUCCGUAUCCAUCAUGGAAGAAUAUAUGUUUCUGAGAUCAGACGUACUUCAGUUAUUGGUGUACACAACAAUUUACCUUCUCAGGCUUGUCAGAAUACUGAGCUGUUCAGUCUGUACACUUCUGAUCCAUAUGAAACGAAGGACUUAUCUGCUGAGCUGGCUGAUAACACUAAUAUUCCUCUGGAUGAUCACAGUGUUGAAAUUCAGAUUGAGAAAAUAAGUCUUCAUUCUGAAGACUACUUUCCUGUUAGUGUCUCUAGCUGUGAGUUUGGAAAUGCAUUAUACUGGAAUUCACAGACAGUGGAUAAGCACAAGCUUCUAGCUCUGGACUGCAGUGGGAAAGUUGUUGCAACUGGCAGCAAAGUGAGGGAGGUCAAGGUGGGAGACGACAUUGUUUCCUGUUAUCCCGUUAUUGCAUCUUCCAGAAUCCGGAUCCCAGAGAUGGUAUGCUUUAACACCCAGAACUUCCCAUGCUUUGAAACUGUGCCAUGUGUGUCCUUCUUUCAAAUAGCAUGGGAAAUUUUGCAUCGGACAUUGCCAAAAAUUAAGCAGAAGGGAAUUUUAGGCAUUAUUUCUACAGAAUCAGAGUCAGUUUUGUGCAAAGUGCUUAAUCUGUCAGCUGAGGAAGCAGGAUGGAAAACCAUAUGUACAAGACUGGGCAGUAAUCUGGAGCAACGUAUUGAUGAAUGCAAUGCCCUUGUUUUUCUUCCUCCUCUAGAAAGGUUGCCCAAAGAUAUUUUAAGUCACCUCCCACAGCUCCAGGAUGUAGUCGUAAUAUGUGACAACUGCCAUACAGAAUGUCCAAGGUAUUUCAUUGGAAAUGAUAAUGAAAACUUCCAAAUUCAUAUUCUCAGUAUUAUCAGCAUUUUCCAGAAAGCAUCUUUGAAGAAAAAAAUCAAGCCCUUUUCCAGUUGGAUGAAGUCACUGCAACUUAAACAGUUUGUGAACAUACCUUGCUCAGUUUUUCAACAAACAGCGAAAUAUGAGAACACAGAUUCUUUAACAUCAUCGCAUUUUACAAGAAAAACGGUCCACUUUGCAGUGCUAAAAAGUAACAUGCACAGCAACUGUUGUUCAGAUAUACUGCUGUAUGAAGGAAAGGGGAAAAUGUUUAAGGAGAAUGCUGUUUACAUAGUUACAGGAGGACUCACUGGCCUUGGGUUUGAAACAGUUAGAUUUAUUGCUGAAAAUGGCGGAGGAUGCAUUGUGAUACUUUCGCGAAGAAACCCAAGUGCUGAGAAGCAGGAAGAAAUAAGGGUUUUGCAGCAUCAGAGUAAAGGGAGCAGAAUAAUCAGCCUGCAGUGCAAUGUCAUCUUCAGGUCCGAUGUCGAGAAAGCUGUCAGGGCAAUCAGCAGCAUCUUUCCCAAGUGCCCAAUCAAAGGGGUGUUCCACGGUGCUGUGGUUUUACAUGAUGGAUCCGUUGAAGCCUUGACUGUGUCUGACUUUGAGGAAGUUUUCAGUCCUAAGGUGGCAGGAGCCAUGAAUCUUCACCAUGCUACCCAAGGGCAGGAUCUGGACUAUUUUGUGUGUUAUUCAUCAGUUUCUUCAUUUCUUGGAAAUUCAAUGCAAGCAAACUACGCUGCGGCCAAUUCCUUCCUGGACCUUUUCUGCCAUUACAGGAGAAACUGUGGACUUGCAGCACAGUCCAUUAACUGGGGUGCCUUGAAUCUUGGACUACUGCAAAAUCAAAACGAAAUUCAAAAUUUCUUGGAAUCCAAGGGUAUAGCAAUCCUGCAAGUGAAUGAUUUUCAUGAGUAUUUUAAACGCAGUUUAAUUCUGAACAAUCCUCAACAAGCUAUCAUAAAGUUCAGUUUCAAAAACCUGACCAAUUAUUUCAUUUCUCAAAAUCCUGCACUCAGAAAUCGAAUGCAUUCACUCAUUGCAGAAAUCACUGGUGGUCAUUUAGAACCUUUCGAGGAAACCGUACCCCAGGACUUGGCUCCAGUAAAAUCUGAAGAUUAUAUCAUGGCCCUGGUGAGCCAACUUGGUGGUUCAGAUCGAAGUGAUAUAGCAAUGAAUGCAUCACUUUUGUCCAUUGGCAUUGAUUCUUUGUUAGUCAUGUCACUGCAGAAUCGCAUUUUCCAAGAACGACGAGUAGCUAUACCACUUGUAAAGCUGCUUGACCCUCAUACCACGGUGUUUACCCUUGCAUUGCUUUUAGAAGAAAAAUCUAAAGAAAGCAGAAAAUCUGAUAAUGCGUCCAGAAAGCAGAAUAUUGAAGAACACUGA
This is a messenger RNA of Eublepharis macularius, 6303 nucleotides long. RefSeq lists its product as uncharacterized. The record is from RefSeq and is a predicted model, not a curated record. Gene Ontology annotation, biological process: fatty acid biosynthetic process. Gene Ontology annotation, molecular function: fatty acid synthase activity. NCBI's taxonomy places the organism in Eukaryota, Metazoa, Chordata, Lepidosauria, Squamata, Eublepharidae. Bases 1 to 6303 code for a protein of 2100 amino acids. The transcript has 6 exons.